CCAAGAAGCAAGAAGCCACAGCCUCCCAACAUCACAGAAGCGAGUCACUUUGCAAUCCUAAGUUACUGGUGAACGGGGAAAUAUCUAUCCACUCACGUUCUGCACCAGGCAGCAAACAAAAAGGGAACUUCUCUCAGCAAGAAAAGGCCAACAAAGAGAGAGAGAGAGAGAGGCGUUACGUCCUUUGAAGAUAAGCAUACUUUUCAAGUUAUGAUUUAAUUUUUGGUGAUUUGUAGGGAACUCAGCUGAAGUAAAUGCAUGGAUCAAAGGGACCCUAUGUCACUAACGGGCUCGGCUUCAUACUAUGUGCAUCAAGGUCAAGCCGAGUCCGUCACUGGUUUACAAAGCUCACCUAACAUGAGUCCAUUAUCUAAUCCUGCUGUGCACUUCCAAUCCAACACCGGGGCUGGCUUAGCAGUGCCAACAUUGCCCUUGGAUAGUUCAUCGACAAUGUCUCCUCAUGGAGUUAAUUUAGGCCCACCUUCUGCUCUGCAGCCAGGUGAACCAGUGCGCCGUAAAAGGGGAAGACCGCGCAAAUAUGGACAUGAUGGUUCUGUUUCAUUGGCAUUGUCGCCUUCCAUGUCCAAUCCUGCAUCCGCCAUGAGACCAGCUCAAAAGUGGCGAGGAAGGCCACCGGGCAGUGGCCGGAAGCAGCAAUUAUCUUCAAUCGGUGCAUCUAUGUUUAAUGGAGCUGGAACUAUGACCCCGCACAUCAUCAAUGUUGCAGUUGGAGAGGACAUAAAGAGGAGAAUCCUAUCCCUUUUACAAGGUCAUAGAGUUAUAGUUAUCUUGUCUGGCAUCGGUUCUAUUUCAUCUGCAAGCAUCAAAAUUUCAAGUUCGAAUGGGAGGAGCGUUACAUACGAGGGGCAUUUUGAUAUGGUGAAUCUAUCUGGCUCUUACAUUAAUGACGUCGGCGGUCCUCAUGGAACAACCGGAGGCAUAAACGUUACUUUUGCUGGUCCUGAUGGGCGUCUCAUAGGAGGUCCGGUCGAGGGUGUGCUCAUCGCUGCAAGCCAAGUUCAGGUGAUUGUUGGAACUUUGGUGCCUUCGUCUUCAAAGUCAAAAAAUAAGAUGAUAGAGGAUCCAGAAGCUUCGGGAGACCAUGAUCGAAGUACAGUUGGGAAUGCUGUAACAUCAGCUAACAUUCAGCCUAGUCAGAAUAUCAAUCCGAUGAGCGCCUGGCAGAGUUCGAGAUAAAUGGAUCGAUGUAUGAACUAUGCUGACAUUAACUGAUGUUGUGGGGUUUUAUAGUUGGAUGAACUAUCACCGCAAUGGGGGCGACCCGAUUUUCUAUCUUACCUUACAUAGGUUGUCCGAAUGUACAUCUGCUUUCAUUAAAUUUUCAGCUCCUCGCCACACGGAUGGUCUGGUAACUGUAUUAUGUUUUGAACAAACGUUUAACAGGAAUCAGGUAUGUAUUCUUGAUAUCCUUGCAAAAAAACCUGCAGUUAUCAUUCGUCGAAUUUAGUUUGAUUUUUUAGCUGUAGUCCAAGUCUGUGUUUGUGUAUAAGUUUAGUUAUCGUGUGCUUAUUACAUGGUCUUGGAAUUAUAUGAUUCUUUUGUUGUCUGCA
This is a messenger RNA of Andrographis paniculata, 1571 nucleotides long. Its product is annotated as AT-hook motif nuclear-localized protein 11-like. The coding region runs from base 259 to 1197 and encodes 312 amino acids. NCBI's taxonomy places the organism in Eukaryota, Viridiplantae, Streptophyta, Magnoliopsida, Lamiales, Acanthaceae. Gene Ontology annotation, molecular function: minor groove of adenine-thymine-rich DNA binding. The record is from RefSeq and is a predicted model, not a curated record. The transcript is spliced from 6 exons.